Messenger RNA from Fraxinus pennsylvanica, 846 nucleotides. Lineage: Eukaryota; Viridiplantae; Streptophyta; Magnoliopsida; Lamiales; Oleaceae. The record is from the annotation of a GenBank genome assembly.
AUGUUCACCUGUAGCAGAAUCGUGCUUGCAUUUCUGAACAUUCUAAUUUUGCUAAGCGCAUUCCUUCAACUCCUACACGCGAAUUCAUUGCACAAUGGUCCGGAUCAGACAGCGUGUUUUAAAGAAAACGCUGGAUCCGUUAUAUGGCUGGGAAUUUUCAUGUUAGCCACUGCUGUAAUAGGAUUAUUGGGUUUGUGCUUUCAAUCAAAGGCAAUUGAAUCGAUUUAUUUGUGGGUUUUGUUGAUUUCGACUAUUUUGGUUACUUUUUUCACGGCCUUUGUGUUCUCUGUAUUGCCGAAAGACACUGCCAAUGGGACUUGGCAAAAAGCCCAGAAUGGAUACUGGUUGAAUCAAUUUUCGCCAUCGUUGCAAAAAGCUUUGGUGAAUAACAAGGAUUGGUUUGUCAUCGAGACGUGUUUACUCGACCUUCACAUUUGUAAUCAGCAAUUGCAAAACCAAUUUGAUGAUCAUCGCUACCUUCAGUUGGGUUGCUGCCGGCCUCCCAACCGAUGCGGACUGGUGCAAAAUGAAACCUAUUGGGUGGCUCCCAAAUCUGGUCUAGCUUCUCAAGACGAGGAAUGCGUGAAAUGGAGAGACGCCGGAAAUGGAGAAUGUUACGAAUGCGAUUCGUGCAAGGCAGGUUACCUAGCCGAAUACCAAGAACAUUGGCAGAAUGAGAAGGUUGUGCAAAUGGCCGCGGUUUUCUUUCUCGUCAUAGCCUCUGCUCUUGCCUGUUUGACUUUUAGACAGGAUCGUGAUCCACACGAACACAAUGCAUAUUCGAUGCCAUACAGAAGCUACCGUCAAGCAAGUAUUGUGCAUCCCAGAUACUUGGGUAGUAUUUGA